This is a messenger RNA of Tribolium castaneum (red flour beetle), 3161 nucleotides long. It is a transcript of the gene MICAL-like, whose product is annotated as MICAL-like. Gene Ontology annotation, molecular function: protein binding. The record is from RefSeq and is a predicted model, not a curated record. NCBI's taxonomy places the organism in Eukaryota, Metazoa, Arthropoda, Insecta, Coleoptera, Tenebrionidae. The transcript has 10 exons. Bases 191 to 3019 code for a protein of 942 amino acids.
UAUAUGUGCCAGUUUUAUGACUCAAGUCACUCAGUUUUCUGUUCACCGUGGCAGAGUGCGAGUCAGUGCUGCGAACCAAUAUCCAAACACGUGCUUUUUCAUCGCGAGAACUACUACUGCCGAUAGGAUUGACUUCCACUUCAAGGCUACUUCUAAGGAUUAGUUUUAUUGACCACUGAAGGACGCCAAAAUGGGAGAACGCAGGGGAACGAAAGGCCUGGAGCUGUGGUGCCGGCGUAUGACCGAAGGCUAUCCCGGAGUCAAUGUGACCAACAUGACCACCUCGUGGCGGGACGGACUCGCCUUCUGUGCCAUAAUCCACCACUUCCGGCCGGAUUUGAUCGAAUUUUCCAAGCUGAACAAAGACGAUAUUUACCACAACAACGAGCUGGCUUUUCGCAUUGCGGAGCGCCAUUUGGGCAUCCCCGCAUUGCUGGAGCCUGAAGAUAUGGUCGAAUGUUCCGUCCCGGACCGUCUCUCCAUCCUCACCUACCUCUCACAGUUCUACCAGACGUUCGUUGUUGGACAAGGCAAAUCACCGGCAAGACUGGCUUCAAAAAGACCGGCGACCUCUCCAGACCACGGCCUGGUGUCCCCAGCUUCCACGAGUCCUCCCACAAAGGUGGCAUUUGCAGGCGCAGGCAAAGUCCGUCGCGAGCCUUGCGCGAAAUGCGGCCUUCCAGUCUUUAUCGCCGAACGUUUGAACGUAGGAAAACUGCUCUAUCACCGCACGUGUUUUCGCUGCGCCCGCUGCAGCAGUCAGCUCACCCUGGCCAACUACUACGAGACGGAGAACAGCGACUUCUGCUGCGAGACGUGUCCGGACGAGGAGAGCCAGGUGCUGAGCCGGUCGCUGAGCGACGAGGAAAAAUCCGCCACGUUGAAGAAAAGCGAAGACGAGUACAGUACCAGGUUCGAAACGGCGCUGGAGUUCCCCGAGCGGAGCUCCAGUCUGAAGUACAGCAAGGCGCGUUCGUGCUUCAUCAACAGCCAAGUCGACGGGCUUGACAGCGACUCGGGCCAUGAGGACGAACCGCCCGACUUGCCCAAGACUAGGCCUCCCGAGCGCGCGGCUGAAGACUCGUUCGGUGACAGUGGUUUUCCCAGCGGACUGAAGACUAAUGUAAAUACUGAAGUUAGUGUUAGUGUAGGUAGUACCAGUAGGACACUGGAAGAAUCUCACGAUAUUGUUACCAAAGAUACGAUAUCUGCAGAGGGCGACACAAGUUCUUUGGUUAAAGCUCGAAUGCGGUUAUUUGAAUCCAAGUCUGAUGCAUCUAACGAAACGCAAAGUGUCAAUAAUCAAGUGCCUUUACGGACAAGUAGUGCAAGUGUAGAAGUCGGCGAUUCCGAGCAUAGCUUCAAGGACAGUACUUUAGAUAAGGACUCCAUCAUCACCAUUUCCGACUCUAGUAGGACCAACACCGGUGAAGAAACCACUAGCGAGUUGAAGGUAACAGAUGACUCGGUGAUCACGGUCUCGGACAGUGCGGAAGAAAGUCACUCAAAAAUUGAAGAACAAGAGACACUUGCAAGAGAAAAACCAAACGAAGAUGAAUAUCCUGACGACCUGAAUCCCUUCGGCGACGCCGAUGACGACGUGAAAGUUCCCCUAAACCCGUUCGAAGACGAUGAAGACGAUCUCCCGCCUCCGAGCCCCAAACCGGCCGCUCGACGGAAGAUCAAGCCGUCCGCCAGCAGCGUUAACAUGACGCCGCUUUACGUCGAACGCAAGAGCGUGAACCCGUUCGAAGAGCAGGACGGGGAGGAGAAAGCCGUCCCGCAGCCCUUGCAAAGAAAGCUGGUGCCGGCCCCGAAAAUCAGCCUAAAUCCGUUCUGGAGCGACGACGAAGAGGCGGCCACGCCAGUGCCAAAGCCGCGAUUUUCCAAGUCUUCAAGUGGCGGCCAGCCCGAGUCGAUAAGUAGUUCGGCUUCGGGGUCGUCGAGUUCGCAGUUGGGAUUAGCAACGAAGAAGAAAAAAGCGGCGCCGAAACCGCCGAUGGUGGGCGGGAGUGAAUCGGGACAGAGUUCCUUAACGUCGAGUCCUUGCCAUAGUGUGACGCAGUCACCGAGAGGUACGCCCAAAGUGAGGAAGGCGAAAAAGGCGCCGCUGCCACCAACAACUUCGACUCCCGUAGGUGGGUCUUCAGCACGGCCGGAGGCGCUGGAGGAGGAUUUUGAACAGGAAAAGAGUGUCAAGGAUGAGCAAAAUAGAAAUAGGCAAAGCCAGAAUUUAACGUUGCAAAGUCCCAGCUCGAGUGAGAAUUCUUCAAGUUUGAGCGCCCCAAAUAAGAGUACUUACGGCAAAUGGAAGCGGCGGAAAGGGCAGGCGCCCUCGCGGCCAAUCCCGCAAAGACGCACCAUCAAAUCAAUCCCAAUGAACGAAGUUAGACAAGAAUUGGAAAUAAUUGAAAUCCAGCAGCAAGGUUUGGAGAAACAGGGGGUGCGUUUGGAACAAAUAAUCCGAGAGAAGUGCGAAGCACCCGGUGUUAAUCCAGAUGAUUCUCUGGCGCCUGAAAUUGAAGAUAUGGUUUUGCAGUUGUUUGAAUUAGUCAACGAAAAGAACGAGUUAUUUAGGAGACAGGCGGAACUCAUGUACUUGCGAAGACAACAAAAAUUGGAGGAGGAGCAUGCGGAUAUUGAGUAUCAAAUUAGGUGUCUGAUGUUGCAACCGGAAGCGAAUAAGACCGAUUCGGAUAAAGCGCGAGAGGAAGAACUGAUAAACCGAUUAGUGGAGAUAGUUGAGAGGCGCAAUGAAAUAAUCGAAUGUCUUGAGAUGGAUCGGGUUAGAGAAGCGGAAGAGGACGACAGUAUCAAUAACCAGUUAAAUUUGUACAACUUAAAGAAAGAGGAGUGUGUGGAGAGGACAAAGGAGAAGAAAGAGAAAAAGAAACACAAAAAGGAAAAGAAAUUUAAACUAAAGGGGGCCAAAAUCGACGCCGAUAAAGACAUCGAUGAGUCUGAGGGUUCGACGUCGUCAGUUAAAGAUAAAAAGAAGAAGAAGUUUAAUAUCUUCUGAGUGCUUAUUUAUUGAUAUUGUUAUGUAAGCUGUGCUUCAAUACAUUAUGUUACAGAUUACGGUGAAAUAUUUUUUACUUUUCGUUAGUGUCAUUUGUGAUUUUUUACGUAUUAUUACUCAAUAAUAAAAUUAUUUUCACUGA